AUGGCCACCACACCGCCAGCAGCCGCAGCCACAGCCGCGGCGGCCCCCUCGGCCACCUCCGCCUCGACCUUUGACCGCGCAUCCAUUGCCGCCUCGUCCACCCUGGCCCCCUCUAUCGCAUCCAGCGCCACCACCAUCUCGGCGGCCACCCUGGUCAACCAGCCCGCAUCCGUCACCUCGUCCAACGAGGCGCUCCGCGACCAGCUACACAAGCGCCUCCACAGCUUCACCUACCUCAAACGCACCCUCGACGGAAACCAGGCCUGGUUCGACACCGUCACCAUGUCGCGCCACGACAUCGCCGCCGCCUUCCAACACGAUCGCAUGAGGAAGCGCACCAUCCGAUUCACCCUCCUCGGACUCAGCCUCGCCUCCAUCCUCGAACUCAACACCCCCGCAGACAUGGCGCGCGCCAUCAUCAACCUCGUAAACGAGCUAGACACCUACCCGGACGACGCCAUCGCAAACCUCGUCGGCAGAGGCGGCGCAGCCACCGCCUACGGCACCGCAAAGCCAAAGAUGAAAAACUUCUUCAAGUCGUCCUCAAAGACCCUAAAGCGCUCCGCCGCCAACCAGGCCAUCGCCGAUUUCAGCUCCCUCGAAGGCUCCUCGGGCUCCGCCGGCAUGGGCGCAGGCCUAUCCAUGUCCAUGGGACCAGUCGCAGCCGGGAGCUCCAUCGCAGGUGACAGGGACUACUCGUACCUCGUCGCGCCGAAUAUCCCCUUCCAGCUCGACUUCUUCCAGACGUUUUUCACGCUCUGCGACAUCCUCAGCGAAAUCUACCACAAGCUCAUCUCUCUCACGUCGAGCCCGGUUUCGGGGGGCGUGGCCGCCGUCGGCCUGCCCCAGCACUUCCAAGGCGCAGACGCCAGCUUCGGCUCCAUGUCGGGCGCCGCGUCGAGCAUCAGCAGCGUCGGUGGCGCCACGAUGCUCUCGUCGCCGCCCUUUGGUCCUACGGGCACCGACCGCGACCGCAGCGCCAGCAUCAGCACCGCCGACGGCCCGGCCUGGAACGGCUUCAAUCUCAGCCCGCCGCCCAACGACGCUAGCAGCGGCGCCGACAAGCCCGUGCAGCUCAACGCCGUGACCCAGGACCUGCUGAUCAAGGCCGACGCCAAGGUCAAGAAGGUGCUCCAGCAGACGGUCAAGGAGAUCGACACGCUGGCGCGCCAGCUGAUCAAGGACGAGCUCUCGUCGCUCGACCCGCUCAUGAAGGAGCUCGGGCUGCCUCCGAGCGCCAACUCGGCCUUCAUCCACCAUCCGGGCGGGUCCGGCCCCGCCUCGCCGCCCUACGCCGCGUCGAUGUCGUCGUCAUCGCACGGCGGCCUGCCAUCCGAGUACGGCUCGGUGUCGUCGCUGCCCUUCAGCCUGUCGCAGAGCCAGGCGGGUGGCGGUAGCGGCAGCGGCAGCGGGGCAGGGGGCGGCGGUGGUAGUGUCAUGGGUCCGACGCCGCCGAAGCCGUCGCGCAAGUUUAGCUCCGCCUCGCUGCACACGGGCAUGCAGGGCACCGUGGCGCAGCGCAAACAACUCUUUUCCAACCUCGGCGGGGGUGGUGGCGGUGGCGGUGGUGGGGUGGGCAACGGUAUACCAUCGGGCCACCACGCGGCAUUGAACACGAUCGCGGGGCAAGCAUCGGCAUCUAGCAGUUCAGCAUCGUGGCAAGUGGGCAUGGGGACGGUGGAAGAAGGUACCCAUUCGAUGCUGGCUGCGACUGGUGGGGGUGGGGGGUUGAGUGCGGGAUUGGGCGGAAUCAUGCGACGAAAGAGCAAAGGCACCCAACAGCAGCAACAACACCAACAGCACGGGCAGGGGCAGGGGCAGGGGCAGGGGCAGGAAGAAGGUAUUGAAUCCACCGCUCCACCACCUCCUCCUCCUGCGCAGCAGCAGCAGGGAUCGACGACGGGGAGGAGAGCAGCGACACCUUCUUCCUUUUCUUCCCUCUCUGCGGCCGGUGCGGGUGGUGGGGGAAGGGUAUCGAUGGAUAGAUCAACAGCAUUCACCCACCCGACACCUGCACCUUCGACGUCGUUGGCGGAAUGA
This is a messenger RNA of Pseudozyma flocculosa PF-1, 2040 nucleotides long. RefSeq lists its product as uncharacterized. Lineage: Eukaryota; Fungi; Basidiomycota; Ustilaginomycetes; Ustilaginales; Ustilaginaceae. The transcript is spliced from 2 exons. The coding region runs from base 1 to 2040 and encodes 679 amino acids. The record is from RefSeq and is a predicted model, not a curated record.